This is a messenger RNA of Ostrinia nubilalis (European corn borer), 2785 nucleotides long. RefSeq names its product blood vessel epicardial substance-like. Gene Ontology annotation, molecular function: cAMP binding. Gene Ontology annotation, biological process: heart development; striated muscle cell differentiation; skeletal muscle tissue development. Bases 360 to 1457 code for a protein of 365 amino acids. Gene Ontology annotation, cellular component: sarcolemma. NCBI's taxonomy places the organism in Eukaryota, Metazoa, Arthropoda, Insecta, Lepidoptera, Crambidae. The record is from RefSeq and is a predicted model, not a curated record. The transcript has 6 exons.
UCGUUCGGUGCUGCUGUCAUUUGUGUGCUUCGAUUGUUUGCGUUACUAUUUUCCUAAUGUUUUAUUUUGGACUCUCGUAAGCGUUUUACUCGCGAUAAGUUUACACAAUUUGCAAUAGUUUCAUUAAUUUAAAAUUUCCUAUCUGCGCUUCGCAUUCGCCAGUAGUUCCGUAUCGUCGCGAUAUUAUUUUUCAAGUUUUAUUUUCAAAAUAAACCAAACAGUGUACCUAAAUAUUUUAUUGUUUCUGAAUAAUACAUCGGAAAAGGGGCAGUGUGGUGUGAUUAAUUCGCAAAUGCCAAUCGUUGUUAAAGUAUCGAUGACAAAAUUCGAUCGGAACAGUGUGAAACCGCGGUGGGAGUAUGUUGUUUCUGGGUGCCUUAGCGAUCGGUAUGGUGACUGGCCUGCAGAAUGUCACGACAGAGCUGGCAGUCAGUGAGGUUACGGAGGUGGGUGCGGAGGGAGUCACGAGCGAGAUGGGUUUAUUGGAGACGACGCGGUUGUCGGAUUCGGCGGGCGGUGAUUUCGUGAACGUGACAGUGCAGGAGCGGCCGUCGAUGUGGGACAUGUAUUUGAACCACUGCCCGAAGUGGCGCCCGAUCAACCAUGUGUUUUUCCAAGUGGCUAAUAUAUUUUUUCUGCUGGCGUUUUUGGCGCCGCACACCCCGAGUGGUUUGAUAUGGAUGCGGGUGGGAUUAGUUCUUGGCUGCGCGUUCCUUGGCGUUUGGGGCUGGAGUGUGGAGUGUUACCUGGAUGCCGUGCUGUGGAACGGCGCGUUCAUUGUGAUAAACUUUGUGUACUUCUCAGUGCAGUUCUAUUUGUUGAGGCCGAUCAAGUUUCACAAGGACAUUGAGGAGGUCUACGUAGCCCUCUUCAAGCCACUUCGGGUGUCGAGGCGGCAGUUCCGAAGGGUGCUGAUGUGCAUGAGGAACGUCAGACAUCUCAAGUGCCACGAGCUCUACGCACAUGAGAAGGUCACCAAGGUGGACAGCUUGUCUUUGGUGCUCUCCGGGAAGUUGGUGGUGUCCCAAAACCAGAGGGCUCUGCACAUAGUGUUCCCGCACCACUUCCUCGACUCGCCGGAGUGGUUCGGGGUCUCCACAGACGAGUAUUUCCAAGUGUCAAUAAUGGCGAUGGAAGAGUCGCGGGUGCUGGUGUGGCACCGCGACAAGCUGAAGCUGUCCAUCAUGUCGGACGCCUUCCUGCAGGCCGUCUUCGAUCAUAUACUGGGCAGGGACGUGGUGCAUAAGCUCAUGCAGGUGAGCGAGACAAUGGCGGUCAGCAACGGGCACUUACCCAACAGUUACGAAGAGGGUGAGGACAAACCCAUGCUAGUCGUGAAAAAGGCUGGCGACGGGCCCGGGAUCACUGCCCUGCUGAACAGACAGCUGCAAGCAACAGACCCAAACGCGUGGCGCCUGGGCCGCAUUGAGGAGGCCGACCACGAGACGCCGGUCUGAGGUCGCGCGUUGCACGUCGCCGUCUCGCGUCCGCGUCGCUAGCGUGCUACGUGCCGCUAGCGUUUGGUGACGUGCCGCUAGCGUUUGGUGACGUGCCGCUAACGCGUGCUGACGGAACGCUAGCGUAUGGUGAUGGUGACGUGCCGCUAGCGUUUGGUAACGUGCCUCUAGUAUUCGGUGACGUGUAGUAUUCUACGGAGCAUGCGCAACGGAGUGCUCAAAAUAGUGACGUGACAGUGCUCAGUCAAAUUAUUGACAUUGGUUUGUCAGUGACUGUGGUGACAUUUGUGGGUUAGCUGAAGAUUCGCGCUACAAGUUAAGUCAGUGCGCCUUUGACUGACGAUUGAGGCAGCCUAUUGAACGCUAAAUAAUUUAUGUAUAAGUUACGCCAUGGACAGUAUGGAUUAAAUAGUCUUGGGAAUUGAUUUUUCAAAGAAAGUUUGUUGACAGAUUUUGUUACUAAAGUUGAUUGAAUUUGUGUAAUUGCUGGUCAAUUUGUAGGUUAUUUUUUGUUAUGGAAAUUUGAUUGUGAUGCCAGGUUAAAUAUUUUAUUAAGUCUGUGAUUAUUUCGUUUCCAAUGAAGAGAAGUUGAAAAUAUUUUUGGUUUUCUAGACUGGCAACUAUCUAUUGCUGAUGUAUUUGUUGAUCUUCAAGUCUUUAAGAUUAUUCAACUAUUGAAAAUUAUAUUUAUAACAUUUAGUACAGUCAUCUGAAGUAAACAAUUGAUAAAAUUAAUUAUAAAAAAAUGGUCUGACUGAAGAAAUAUAGGUAUUUCCUGUACUAAAAAAAAGUCAUGUUUGUUUUUCUUAUUCUGCCACUUCUUCAGGUCAAUCCAUUUUUUUAAAGAAGCAUUAUAUGAUUGAAUGUAUAAAGUCUGAUGUAUAAAAUACCUACUGAUGUUAGCUAUAUUCAGAGUUUGAAUCAUAUUGAUCUGUAAAGAAGAGUGUUGCGUCGAAAAGACUAGAAACAUAUUUUGUGUAUACUAUUUAUGUAGAUAGAUAUUAUAUUAAAUAAAAAUUCAAACGAUAGAUCGGGUAUAGCAAAUAAAAAGAUAAUGUACAGUGUCUAAGAUGGAAGGAUAUUAUUGUAAUUGGAUGUUGUGUGUAAAUAAUUGUAGGAGAUUGAUUCUAUAUGACUGGGCUCGGUUCUGAGUUGGAUACUAUCUCUAAAAUAACAUAUAUAUAUUUGUAUUAUUUCUGAGGUGAAUGAAAAAUAAUAAUAAGAUGAACACAUUUAUUUUAUAGUUAAUCUAUUAUGGCGAAAAAAAUCGCGCAGUGAUUUUAGUUAACAUUUUUAUCCAUUUUCUUAGGAAGGAAGAAUAAUAAUUA